UGUGCAAGUGGAUUUAUGAAAGCUGGGUUACAGCACAGAAAAAAGGAAGUUAAGGCUCUCAGAGGACUAUAUAACUCCCAGCUCUGUUUGAUCCAUGAGAAAGCUCUCAUCAUGUAUCUGUUGGUGGUGGUCAUCUCUCUUCUGCUGAGCUCUGUUCCUGCACGGAGCCGUCCUGUUGAGGAUUUCAACGAAAAGAUCUUUUGGAAGUCGGGUAACAUCACUGAGAAAAAUGAUAUGCCAGUGCCAAAUCUAAUCGAGACCAACCAAAAUGCAGGACAAGGAAUGGAUGGGCCCUUGAUCACGUUUGGAGACAUCGCCGUACCAACAGGGUUCCAGAAUGCAGAUCCGUGCACAGCUCGUAGAUGCAAAUGGCGCAAAAGCAGAAAUGGAUUAGUCUAUGUGCCCUACAAGAUCUCUAACCAGUACUCUCCAGAUGAAAUAAAAGUGAUUAAACAAGGCCUAAACUCCUUUACGGGGAUUUCCUGCAUUCGAUUCGUACCACAUAACGGGCAGAGGGACUUUCUCAACAUAAAAUCUGAUUCUGGUUGCUAUUCAUAUUUGGGGCGCCAAGGUGGAGGACAGGUUGUUUCUCUACAGCGCCGUGGAUGUGUCUAUGAUUAUAUUGUUCAGCACGAGCUCCUUCAUGCUCUCGGGUUCCAUCAUGAACAGAACCGCAGUGACCGUGACAAACACAUCAAAAUUCUUUUUCAGAACAUCAUUCCUCAACAGGAGCACAAUUUCAAGAAAAGAAAAACCAAUAAUCUGGGAACCCCCUAUGACUACAACUCUGUGAUGCACUAUUCAAGGUUUGCUUUCUCCAAGAACAACGAGCCCACUAUGAUUCCCAUUCCUAAUAGGAACGUUGUGAUUGGAGAAGCUCGAAAAAUGAGCCCCAAUGACAUCCUGCGGAUUAACAAACUCUACUGUCGUUGAAGUGCUGCCAGUCUGUCUGAAGGAUGUGUUUGAUGACAGCGUUCAUCAUCUUUUUUACCAUUUUUCUAAGGUUUCCGGUUUUGCACCAGUUUCAAAUUAUUUUCCUUAAUCUAUCUUUUAAAAUUCAGAGACCUUUUAAAAUCAUUUUACAAUGUUCCAGUAUCAAAAGUUUGUAACAAAUGAAACUCAAUAGUGUGAACUCAAAAUGCUAUUUAAAACAAGAUGUUGCAUAAAAAAAUAAUAAUAAAGAAAUAAAAAAGAACA
Molecule: messenger RNA, 1197 nt
Organism: Cyprinus carpio (common carp)
Lineage: Eukaryota; Metazoa; Chordata; Actinopteri; Cypriniformes; Cyprinidae
Product: hatching enzyme 1.2
Biological process (GO): proteolysis
Molecular function (GO): metalloendopeptidase activity; zinc ion binding
Source: RefSeq, a predicted model, not a curated record